Molecule: messenger RNA, 669 nt
Organism: Opisthorchis viverrini
Lineage: Eukaryota; Metazoa; Platyhelminthes; Trematoda; Opisthorchiida; Opisthorchiidae
Exons: 3
Coding region: 1-669 (222 amino acids)
Source: RefSeq, a predicted model, not a curated record
AUGCCGCCCCCCAAAGAUGUCCCAUCCUUACGCUCUUUUCUGGGGCUGAUCAGUUAUUAUUCGCAGAUGCCGCCCCCUAAUGAUGUCCCAUCCUUACGCACUUUUCUGUUUCUGAUCAAUUAUUGUUCGGCAUUCCAUCCUGCGCUACACGACAUCCGGCCUCCGCUUAAUCAGUUGCUUGGAAAAGACGUCCCGUGGUGUUGGUCAGAAGAAUGUGAGGAACCAUUCUGCAAGCUGAAAACCAUGCUCACCUCUGAUAUACUGCUGACCCACUACGGCCCGAAACUGUCGAUUAUUGUGGCAGCUGACGCCUCCAACUGUGGAGUCGGAGUUGUCAUCCUCCACGUCUUCCCAGAUGGAUCAGAGAAAGCCCUUAAAUCGCUAACUCCAGCAAAACAGCGAUACGGCCAAAUAGAGGAAGAAGCGUUGGCACUGGUGUUUGCGGUUCGGCGCUUCCCCAAAAUGCUGUGUGGCCGCCGUUUCACUCCACUCACCGAUCACAAACCAUUGCCCUCCUUCUUUGGUUCAAAGAAAGAUGUUCCAGCGCACUCUGCUAACCGCCUGCAAAGAUGGGCUCUGGUUAUGCUGGGUUAUGACUUCGAUAUUCAAUAUCGGCGCACCACCGACUUCGGUCAGGCCGAUGCAUUAUCUCGGCUAAUCAGCAACUAG